Molecule: messenger RNA, 336 nt
Organism: Paracoccidioides brasiliensis Pb18
Exons: 2
Coding region: 1-336 (111 amino acids)
Source: RefSeq, a predicted model, not a curated record
AUGGGAGAAGUGGAUACCUUCUCCAAAUCCGGAUGGAUGGGGAGCAAUCAUUAUUCAUCCAAGACAAAGAGAAUUGUGUCGCUUUUAAAUGGUCCGCUUUAUCAGAUCGAGCCCUGGAAUCGCAAUGGCGAGGGUCUCUCGGCUGCUCGUUAUCUGAUCCGACUCGUGCCGGGCGUUGGGGCUGCCACUUUAGCCCCAGAUAAGCGAGAGCUAAACCAGAUACAGAAUAGCCCCUUUUCAACCCAGGUGCCUCUGGCCCAUAAUAGCCAAUCACAUCGAGGGAACGCCCAGACCGCCUCCCCGAUUAGGCUUGGCGUGGGUUACACUAGUAACUAA